Molecule: messenger RNA, 2780 nt
Organism: Pleuronectes platessa (European plaice)
Lineage: Eukaryota; Metazoa; Chordata; Actinopteri; Pleuronectiformes; Pleuronectidae
Exons: 4
Coding region: 172-1992 (606 amino acids)
Source: RefSeq, a predicted model, not a curated record
UCGCCCCUGGGCUAAGCCCCCGAUGUCUCAUGAUCCUAACAACGCCCCUGCUGUCGACCUAUAAACAGACACGAGCUACUUCUCCAGCAGAACAGAGAGACAGCAGAGGAGACGCGACGCGCACGAGAAGCAGCCUCACGUUCAUCUCACUGACAAACUCCAGGAAACAUCAUGACCACCGCUGACAGGCUGCUGGAGCAGAUGUUCUCCUGGAUCGACCAGAGGAGUCGCUGUGCGGACCAGCUGGUCAAACUGGCCCGGGAGCUCGAGUCCCUCAGGCAGAAUUGCAAUGGCGGUGAAGCUGUGGGCAGCACGAUGGCUGUGGUGGGGGCUGCGUGUGUGAUCGGUGCCGGCGUCACCUUCCUCACCGGCGGAGCAGCUGCUCCUUUUUUAGGUGUGUUGGGAGGAACAUAUUUAGGAGCAGGUGCCGUCAUCUCUGUGACCACGAAACUCCUCGAGCACUUCCUGUCCGGCAGCACCAUGAAGGACGCAAAGGAAAUCGAAGAGAAAAGCAACAAAUUAGCAGAAGACAUUCAGCGACUGUUCGAGGAACUCAAGUCGGAGAAGAAGAAGGCGAACAGAUCUGCCGACCCGGACGACUUGGACAGACACAUCCUGACGGACAUCCUGAGAGCUGUGGCCAGGCGAAGUGGAGUGAAGGUCGACUUCAGGAUGAUGGGCGACCUGACGAAGUGGUCUGGUGGAGGACGACAUCACACAGGGCUCAGUCCCGGCCUCGGCCUCCACAAUCCGAUUGUUGUGAGCAUCACUGGAAUUUUAGCGUUUUUCACGCUCCAGUCAUUCGGGAAGGAAUCCAAGUUUCUAUUUGCUAAAGGAGCUCAGCAGCUGAUCCAGAGAAUCUCUGUGACUGGACUGAAAACAGUGCUCAAAGGAGGCGGCAUGCUGGUGGGAGGAGCUAUUGGAAUGGCGUUUGCACUAAAUGAUGCGAUCGACAGCUGGACAGAUCUGAUCAAGAAGAACAAUGUGACUGAAGCCAGCCAAUCCCUGAGAGACACAGCCACAGCGAUCCGAAAGAUCUGCCAGGCCCUGAAGGAUCAGUUUGAAGAGAUGAAGCAGAUGCUCGAGAAGAUGGCAGAAGAACAGGCCGAGCGGGCGAAGGUUAAAAACAUUAUUGAAAACCCAAACAGGAGCUCUGCAGACGAGGAAGAAUUAAUAAGGUAUGCCAUGAAAACAUGCAACAUCGAAGAGGUGCGGCGAUGGCUGGGGGAGAAUUCAGGGUCGCAGACUUUCCUCAGACUUGUGGAGUUGUUUCGAUUAAUGAAAAAUAAAAUCACGAAGUCGCAGGAGGAAAAGUCUAAUGAUGAAGAUAUUGAAGUGGACAUCAUCUUUGUGGCUCACGGAUCGAUCAGAGACUCCAUGAUUCCAGCUUCCUGUCUGCUGCCUACGUCCAACAUCCAGGACGUGCUCCUCUAUUCCCCCUGGAACUGUGUGAUCAAUGCUCGUGCAGCGUACGGCAUCUCCACAGGACUCAUGCAGCCUGAUGACAAAGGCUUUUACUGUAGGCCAAAAAGUGGCUGUGAAAUUCCUGAUGAAAAACACAAGCCCAGCAAACUGCCAGAUGUCUGGAACUCAAUGAAGGGAGCAGGACAGAUUCCCAACAUCAUGGUCAGUACUCUCAAGCAUCCAGAAGAUAAGGCAUGGAACGGUUUUGUCUAUCUCACAGGAAAAUAUGGUGAACCACGGCGAGGCCGCAUCGUGGUCCCGUUCGACCUCGGUGGUCUGAAGGUCAGCAUCCCGUUCUACAUCGUCACCUGGGUCAUGUCUCUGGUGCUGUCUUUCUUCAGGAUCGAAGCCACCGUCCAUCUGGCCGCCUGUCUGGGUGAUAAAUCUACCAAGCAGAAGUUUCCCAAAAAGGACCUGGAGGAUCAGUACUCCUACACUAUCGACAACACCGGGAUGACAUCAUCGCAACCCAUGUCACCCAUCACCCACCCCGACCUGUUCAGGAGCCUGCAGGCCACAUUCGAUUAGACGGAUACAACUUCAACGUCUUCUGGAGAUGACAAGUUCUGUUCCAGUGAAAGUUUUGUGCAUGAACUGAUUUCCCAGCUUCAUAUCGGUAUCAACAAACAAUCCCAUUUUAAUCUUAGAGAUGAUUUCCAGGGCCCGGAACCGUGUUCAAGAUCUACCAUCGAUUUGAGAACUUGUAUAAAAACGAUCUGCUGGAGUCACUGAGCAGCCAGAAAACCACGACCUCCGGUUUCUCCACUGAUCAGAUUCACAGUCGAUUCUUUUUCCCCCUCGACACAGAUGAGUUAUGAACGUUAGAAAUCAUAUCUACUGUGAUCUAACCCUGAAGACGGGCGGCUGAGGGCCCGAGUGGUCGUCCUCCAACCAGAGGGUCGGCUGAUUGGAUCAGAUGUGAUAUAAUGAUGUGGAGGAGUCGGGACGUGUCCAACAUGAUAGCACCUGUAAUGGAAAAUCAUAUAAUCAUAUUAUUCUAUGUAUUAUACAUGCUUAUGUAACCACACUUAUCUGUGCUUAUGCAUAUCACGUGUGACCAGGUGUCUGCUGGUGACUCACUAGCUGCCGGUCUCUGGGAUCUGGACAUCGAGCCCCUGAUCACAUGCUGUCUCCUCCAGUCUUAUCUUCUGAGGUGUACUUCACAUUUUCACACACACACAAUUUGCCUUAUACGCAAACACAUCACAUCUUUUUGUAUGAAAGAGCACAACUGACAGUGUUUGUGGGUCUGACAGCUUCACGUCCGCAUGCUGUCAGAUCGGUUUGACAAAGAAUAAACGUCACUUGAAAGACAA